This is a messenger RNA of Ectocarpus sp. CCAP 1310/34, 2702 nucleotides long. The record is from the annotation of a GenBank genome assembly. NCBI's taxonomy places the organism in Eukaryota, Phaeophyceae, Ectocarpales, Ectocarpaceae.
CUACUUGUCAUCCACCCGUGAUGUAGAACAUAGACUCCGUCACAUCACGUCACGUAGCAGGGUGUGAGCACGAUCGAGGCGAACAGGAGGGAUCUUUUGCGUUGCAACCACGACACAUUGGCUCGGCAGGGCUCUUCAUUUCGCGUUCCCACCCGUCGUGCAUCCGGGUAGAGCGGGUCGGCCACACGGCGGAAAGCUGCUGCUUUUGCAGAACCUUCUUCACCCCUUCGAGUCCAGUCGGUCAUCUCCGGCUGUGUGCGAUGCGAAGAGCGGCAACAUGGGCGAUCGUCGCUUGGGUGGUGCCGGAUCUAGGGACAAGUUGGUUGGUGGUUAAUUCGACUCCAGGGACCGAGGCCGCCAUUGGGUGCCGCCGGCAACGGCUCCAACAUCAACUACGCCAUCGGGCGGCGGCAGCACCAACGCAGCGGCGUCGAACCCGUCGUCGGCUGCCACAUGCCCCGUGGGCAGCGUCAGCGUUCACACCUUUCACGGCCUGCAGCAGCCACAGCGGCAACAGCAAGCGAACGCCGUCGUCGUACUCGCCGAUGCACGCCACGGCGAGCCCUCUGCCGUCACCCUCAGCAGCGGCGGGACCAGACAAAGUUAACGUUGAGGUGGCAGCGGCUACGCUGCUCAACUCGUCUUCCAGGAGGAAGCGCAACGGCACCGCCAGAACAACCCUGAAACGCGUAGAAGAGAUGAAAGGUGUUGCGAAAGGGUCUUGUUCUGCCGCUUCGAUCAUCGCUCCCUCUGCGUCCUCCACGGAUUCGGUGAACGGGGCGAAACCAAGCGAGCCUUGGCGCGCUCGUCUCACUUUGGCAUUGGUUGCCUGCCUGUACGGCACGAACUACACCGCCAUCAAGUUCAUGGGAGAUUUCAUGGAUACGUCGAGUCUGCUGACGCUUCGAUUUGGUCUUGCAUCACUGGCGCUGCUGCCGACGUUGCAAGGAGUCGGAAUGGAUGUUUUGCUAGCUGGGGCGGAGGUGGGGAUCUACGCGACGCUGGGAUACAUGGCUCAGGCCUACGCUAUGACGUCAUUGCCCGCCUCUCAGCUGGCGUUGGUGGGUUGCCUGGCGGUGCUGGUGGUGCCCUUUCUCGACCAGAUUUCGGGAAAGAGAAAGGCGGGAGGUGCGACUGUCAGCGCCGCCGUUCUUGCCUGUGGUGGCGCAGCUCUGCUGCAGUCGGGAGGGGCCCAGCCUGACGCGGUGGACGGAGCGGCAGACCUCUUGCCGCGCGUGCUGUCGCUCUUGCAGCCUUUCUUUUUCGGGUUUUCAACCUGGAGAAUGGAGGCGGUGGUGCAGCGACACCCCGGCCAGGCGCUUCCUCUCACCGCAAGUCAGGUGGCGGUGGUGGCCAUUACCUCGGCGCUGUGGAGCAUUGGUCAAGGUGGAUUUCCCGCGGGUCUACUGGAGGCGCUGAUGAACCCAGGGACGGAUCCGUGGGCGCUUGCGGUGAUGCUGUGGCUAGGGCUCGUCAACACGGCCCUCGUGCUCUUUUUGGAGACAGACGCGCUCGAAAGCGUGUCGGCAUCUGAGGCGACGGUGAUCUACUCGUUAGAGCCUUUGGUAGGGGCCGGCCUGGCGUCUUCUGCCUUAGGGGAACCGUUCCCCAGCCCGUUGGGCGCCUCGUUCGUGCUAGGGGGGUGCUUGUGCAGCUCGCUGCCCGACAGCAGUGGCGGCGAAGACAACGACGAGAGUCUGUAGAAAAACGAUGACAUUGGUACUGCAUGAAACGACUGGGCGAGAGCUGUCUGACUGAACUACUCGCCGCGUUUCUUGUUUUUUUGGCUGCUUGGCGACGCGCGAUCAAUUGUACAGCGGGAAGCUCGGCUCGUCAGCAAAGAGUAAAUUAGAGUAAAUAUUGCAGCAGACACAUGCCCUCGAUCGUGCACAACUGCUCGAGUGGUUGGAGGGUGUUUGUUUCCCCGUUUGUUACUCCUACAAGCGUUUGCACAAGAGUUUUUAUACCUAUAUCUUGUCUUGUAGGUAUGGCGGCCAUGAGGUUUUGGCGUCUUGGUCGUUGACCGAGUUUUGCUGUGAUAGAUUCGUGCGAUCCAAUAGUCUAGCAGUUGAACGCUAGUGUAUACAGUAGAUCAAGGUGAGCGAGGAGUGUAUGGUAUGCCUUGGUGUUUUCGGGACGAGAGCGCGGAUUGUCGCGUGGUGCGUGCGCCCCGGGCUCAAUAAAAGUGAGGGGCGGUUCCAGCGGACAGUCGGAGUGACGUGAUGUGAAAAGGUUGUGCCCGCAGCAGCGAGGAUUGGUGGUAUGUGGUGCGUGCGCCCAGAGAAAAAAGAGAGGAAUGCUUCCAGCGGACAGUGGCGCUGGCGUGAGGUGAAGGAAAAGUGAUGCUGAUAGCAGCAAAAGUUCGAUCUUGUUGAAGGUCCUUGUUGUGGAGGAACACAUUUUGUUAUGCCUUAUUUUUCUGUUCUGCGAUCACAAUUGUGGGUCCGGUGGUUGCUGCGCUUGAGGCCGCGUCAAAUCACGCAGUCUUGGUCUCGUUUGAAUUAUCGGAUGACAAAAGUGCGGUUGAUGUUGAUGGCACAAGAGGUAAAAUGACGGCGGGAGGGGCUUGUAAAACGUUGGCCGUUGUUGGGACUUGUUUCUUUUGUGUGCUGUAUUCUGCAUCCCAUUUCCAAACAGCAGGUGCUCCGAAGAACAUACUUCGAAGUAGUACUUUUCCUCAUGCUUCAAUUUUCUGUUACCCC